GAUUUUUAUGGUUAUUAAACAUGUUUUGAGACGCAUAAGUAGUCUGCAAAUUUUAAGCUUUAAAGUGAUGUUCAUUUAGAAUUAAUUUGUAAACUUGAAAAAAAUAUAACGCUAAAACGAAGAAGUUUUACUUUUGACCCGGACAGCUUGCCAUUGUGAACAAACCCUGCCUCUUUGUGAAAAUAGUGACACGCAUAUACAGGAUUUAACGAAUUAUGGCAUCAGGAUUUAAUAUUGACGAAAUCACCGUGUGUUCAAUUUGCUUCGAAAAAUUCAAAAUUCCGCGAUAUCUACCGUGCACGCAUUCUUUUUGUCACGGAUGUUUAUCUUCUUACAUCCUUACUGCGUGUAAAGCUACGGAAUCUCGUUUGGGUUUUAAUUGUCCAUUAUGCCGUACGUUUAUUCCUUGCAUUGGAGAGACUAAUACGCCGGAAACGUGGGCUGAACUUUUUCCCGAGAAUGACGUUUUGGAAAAAUUAUCAGUUAAAUCAGAAAUUACAUUUUGCCAGGCGUGUUUGCGAGAAAAUGAAGAGGAGAAUGCCACCGACAUUUGUUUGUACUGUGUAGAACGUUUGUGUAAAAUAUGUACAAAAAGCCAUAGAAGAGGACUUACAACGCUUGAUCAUGUGAUAAUACCAAUAAAAGAGAUGAAAAGAAUGCCUCUUACUCCAAAAGCCACCCAUGGAAACACUUGUGCAAAACAUCGAGAUAGAAAGUUGGAAUUAUUUUGUAAUGAUCACGAAGAACUAUGUUGCACAAUGUGUGUGAGUUUGGAACAUAGAAAAUGUGACAGUAUUGAUACAAUGGACAAAACUGCAGAUACAGUACCGACCAGACCCAACGUUGGGUCUGGUCGGUACUGUAAUGUUAGAAAAUUAUUGACAGAAAAUUCCGAAAGAUUAUUGGAAGAUGUGCAAAUUCUAGAGAACAAAUUAUCUGAUGCGAAAUCGGAGCAGGAAAGAUUUGUUCUUCAACUGAAUAACACUGCCGAUUUGUGUACAGAGAGGACCGAAAGAGCCUUUAACAAUGCCAUUGAUCAUCUGCAAGGCUUAAAGAAUGACUAUCUAACAAAAAUGUCUAAAGCUGUAAAGAAAAGCAAAGAGAAUUGUGAGAAAUGCUUAGAAACUUUCAUUGACGGUAUUCAGUGUACAGAUUUCUGUACUAGAAAUAUCGAGGCAGCUAGAAAAGAAUUGAAAGACGUAGAAAUGGUGAUGGCGUUCUAUAAAACCAGGAAGACAUUAGAUGAACUAAAAAAUUACAAAUUUAACCAGAUAAGAGUAGAUAUUGUGGAAACAGAACCACCUAUCUUGAAUGAAAUUAUGAAUUUGAAAAAUCUACAGGAGGCUAUCGUUGCCGAGGCAGACCUUGAUGUUACAUCCAACCUUCGAAGGACCCACCUGUCCCUGUUGUAUGAAUUCAGCAUAAAUGCGGCAUUUGUUCGCGAUGGAACCUUUCUUUCUAAUGGGGAAUUUAUUCUUUCUACCAGAAAAAGUCAUCGUUCAGGAGCAUCCGAUGAUUCAUGUUUUGUAUACAGCAGUAGUUGGGAAUGUAUCAGAGAAAUAAAAUCAUUAUCUAAACCAUUUGGUAUUUUACAGAUGGGAAAUGGAGUAUUUUUAGGAUGUACAGGUUCAAAGGUUAUUGAUAUGAGGUCACUUGGUAAGUACGAUAAGAUGACAACAAUACGUAUGUCAAAAGCCAUUUAUGGAAUUGCAUAUUUGAAACCAAAUUUCUUCGUAGCAUGUGAUGACAGGAUUUUAAAGCUAAAUCUAUCAGGAGCGAAAGUAAAGGAAAUCAACACAGGAACUAGUGUAAAAUAUAUCAUAGCUACAAACGACCACAUUGUCUACAGUAAUAGAAACACAAACACAGUGAUAUGUAUGGAUAGAGUUGGGACACAAGUCUGGUCCUACAGCAGCAUGAGUCUUGAAUCUCCAUGUGGUCUUGACAAAGACGCUGACAACAAUAUCUAUGUAGCGGGUAAAGAGAGUGACAAUGUCCACGUGUUGUCAUGUGAUGGUGAACUUAUAAGAAUCUUUGAGGAUAUUCCAAGGCCCGAUUUUAUGAAAAUAGACAAGGAAAGAAAGUUGUGCUGUGUCUGUAGCCAAAGGAAAAACAUUAAAGUGCUCGAACUGAAAUAAUUGAUUAAAAGGAUGCAAUUCUUUUGAAUUGAAAUGAAAUCUAACGGAUAACUUUUAAAUGAUUCAAGAGAAAAAUGUAGCAAAAAGAAUUUUCAGAGUGAUAUGUUGAAUAUUUCAAG
This is a messenger RNA of Saccostrea cuccullata (small rock oyster), 2257 nucleotides long. RefSeq lists its product as uncharacterized. The record is from RefSeq and is a predicted model, not a curated record. Lineage: Eukaryota; Metazoa; Mollusca; Bivalvia; Ostreida; Ostreidae. Bases 216 to 2138 code for a protein of 640 amino acids. The transcript is spliced from 2 exons. Gene Ontology annotation, molecular function: zinc ion binding.